Tetranychus urticae (two-spotted spider mite) is the source of this 2221-nucleotide messenger RNA. RefSeq names its product Dihydrouridine synthase 3 (gene Dus3). The record is from RefSeq and is a predicted model, not a curated record. NCBI's taxonomy places the organism in Eukaryota, Metazoa, Arthropoda, Arachnida, Trombidiformes, Tetranychidae. Gene Ontology annotation, biological process: tRNA processing. Gene Ontology annotation, molecular function: metal ion binding; RNA binding; tRNA dihydrouridine synthase activity.
CAUAAUUUAUUUUGAUUCAACUGUAUGAAAGUAACCGAACUCAUCUCUAAUAUCCGGUAUCUUUCAUCAUGUAAUAAGGUGAAAAAUAAAUAAAGUGCAUGUUUUUAUUUUCACUCAACACAUUUUUGUUCAACAACUUUUUACCAGUUUUUCAUUUCUUUAUUGUUUGGACAUCGUAAUUCUUUAUUUUGUUCCGUUAAUCAUCAUGUCAGCAGCUGAUAUUGAAAAUAAGCAUCCUAUUUCUGUGAUUACACCUGGUGAAGCUCCAAUAAAGAAGGAAUUUCUUUUAGAAAUCAAAAGUGCUCGAAAUAUUGAUUUGGAUCAUGUCUCGGAUGUAGAUAAGUCUCGUUUAGUCGAUGUAAAGGAAGAGAAGUUUGAUGGAGACAAUGGAGAUAAUUGUGAUGAUGAACAGUUUGAUGAACAUGACGAGAACGGUGAUGAUAGAAAAGGGGGAAAUAAGCGCAGAAAGAAGCAAAAACUUCGCGGUCAAAACAAGAAUCGUAAAAUUAAUGAGAGAGCUGUUAGAAAAGCUGCUAGAGUCCAGCGUCCAUGUCUGAGAUAUUCUGCUAGUAUUGGUAAUGAGGCCACAGAUGGAUGUAAUUAUGGUGACUCAUGUAAACAUGGUCAUGAAGUUGACGAAUAUUUAAGUAAAAAGAUGCCCAAUAUCGAUCGUGAUUGUUAUGCAUUUAAUACUUAUGGUUUCUGUCCCUAUGGAUUUCUCUGUCGUUUCAGUGACAAACAUGUCGAUCCUACUGAUAAAAAAAGCAACAUUGUUGAUAUAGAAAAAUGGGAAAGCAUGAAAGAUGAAAUGAAAACCAAUACUACCAAUCAAUUGGAUAAAAAUGUUCUAUUCACUCUUCGUAAACGGACUUAUGACUUUAGUAAAUCUCUCAAAGUAGUUAAAGAUGUCCGUGAAAAACCUCUUGGACCUUUGUUAUUAGAAAGCGAAGAUAUUAAGCGAACUCCAGUGGAUUUUAAAAAUAAGUUAUACCUUGCACCAUUAACAACCAUAGGUAAUUUACCAUUCCGUAGAAUAUGUAAAGAAUAUGGCGCUGAUAUAACUUGCGGGGAAAUGGCUAUGGCUUCAAAUAUUCUCGAAGGGCAAGCUUCUGAGUGGGCUUUAUUAAGGAGACAUAAAAGUGAGAGUAUUUUUGGUGUCCAACUUUGUGGAUAUAACUCUGAAAUUUUAACCAAAGCUGCACAGCUAAUUACUGAACAAUGUUCGGUUGACUUUAUCGAUCUAAAUAUGGGAUGUCCAAUCGACUGUGUUUACCUAAAAGGAGCGGGUUCAGGUUUAAUGAACAAGAUUAAUCGAUUGAAUGAAAUAACUUAUGGAAUGUCGCAGGUUUCGAAGGUACCUAUUACUCUUAAAAUGAGAACUGGAAUUCAUGCCCAUAAAAACAUAGCGGACAAAGUUAUUGAAAAUAUUUGUCGUUUCUGGGAUAACGAAACUAUUGGAUUAAUAACAAUUCAUGGACGGUCUAGAGAACAGCGAUACACCAAGUCCGCUAAUUGGGAAUAUGUAAAUGAAUGUGCCAAACUAUCUGAGAGUAUUCCAGUUUUUGGCUCAGGCGAUGUUUUUUCAUAUACUGAUUAUGAACAAAAGUUAGCUGAUAAUCCUAAUGUAUCUGGUGUGCUUAUUGGCCGCGGAGCAAUCAUCAAACCAUGGUUGUUCACUGAAAUUAAAGAAAGAAGACAUUGGGACAUUUCAUCACGAGAAAGGCUGGAAAUACUGCAAAAAUUUGUAAAUUAUGGAUUAGAACAGUGGGGUUCUGAUGAUGAAGGUGUCGAGAGGACACGACGAUUCCUUCUUGAGUGGUUAUCAUUCCUCUAUCGUUAUAUCCCUGUUGGACUUCUUGAAGUUGUACCUCAGAAAAUCAAUGAUAGACCUCCUUAUUACCGAGGACGAGAUGAACUAGAGACACUUAUGGCUUCACCAUCAUGUAGUGAUUGGAUUAAAAUCUCAGAAAUGUUUCUUGGUCCAGUUCCUGAUGAUUUUGUUUUUCUGCCAAAACAUAAAGCCAAUGCUUAUCAGGCAUAAGAACACUGACCUUUUUUUCAAGUUUCUCAUUCUUCCAAACCUUUUUCGAACACCUGUACAAAAAUUGUUUUAAAUCAACAAGUUUUAAUCUUUUAAUAGAACUUUAACUUGAUAUGUUGCAAGCAAUUUGUUGUCAAUAUGACGAACCAUAUUGAUUAAAGAAAACUUUUUUUCAACCAA